Molecule: messenger RNA, 613 nt
Organism: Paraphaeosphaeria sporulosa
Lineage: Eukaryota; Fungi; Ascomycota; Dothideomycetes; Pleosporales; Didymosphaeriaceae
Exons: 3
Coding region: 110-442 (110 amino acids)
Source: RefSeq, a predicted model, not a curated record
AGGCUAUCAGAGAGACACUUAACAGCAGCGUACAGCGGCAGUCUACCGAGGAGAUGCUAAGAGUAGUCUAGAGGCAAGGCAGCCUUUGAAGCCGGCUGAGAUUCAUGACAUGUGUCCUUGGCAGCAGCGCCCGAGGCGGUCCACAGGGAACAUUGGGGGAGAAUGGAAAUCCCGGGCGGAGGAUGCGAAGAUUCAUCCAAACGUCGAACCCGAUAUGCCUGUCUGUCAUUCCAAAAAGCAUGCCCAGAUGCACUAUCCAUGUGGAAGAGCAAGAUCCACGUCAGCAGCCGGCCGGUCAGGUUGCUCCUUCCCUGAGCUGCUAACCCCACCGUCCCUCUCAUCCGCGUUGACCAUCAUACUGUGCUGUUCAUCUGCAGUCUAUCAUUGUCAGAUCCCCUGGUCUGCGAGCUAUUCCGUCGGAAACUCCCAAUCAGCAAAUUAACUACCUUGCCCCCACAUUUCUCCAACGUGCCCAAGGAAUUGCAUCCUCGAAUCGAAUCGCACGGUCGAGAGUUACGUCGCAAAGAAACUCGGCGCAGAGAUCAUGCUUCGGGAGACAACACUGCGGCUUGGAUAUCAGAUUCCCCGCGCAGCAUGGUAUCUCAAAGCACCC